Molecule: messenger RNA, 1266 nt
Organism: Rotaria sp. Silwood2
Lineage: Eukaryota; Metazoa; Rotifera; Eurotatoria; Philodinida; Philodinidae
Source: the annotation of a GenBank genome assembly
AUGACCUUGAGCAAGUUUAAAUUUUUACCUGUCGUUGUUCUUUUUGAAAUUUUUGCUUAUUUAUCUCCUGCUGAAAUUCUUCAAUCAUUUAUAUCAUUAAAUAAACGCUUUUCAGCAAUUAUUAUCAAUGAAUAUUUGUGGCAUAUCCAUAUUGGUGGUAAUACAAUAUCAUUAUCGAUGUUCAAUCAUCGUUGUCAAAAUGAGUUAAAAUUAAUAGGAGCUCGGGUUGUUUCAUUACGUAUUACACUAAGCAAUGUUAUUGGUGGUUGGUCACUCGUUUCAUCAUCUCUAAAAUACCAUCAAACAAUAUUACUUCAACGUCUUCAUUUAAUCGAUAUUAAACCAUAUGAGUUUGAUACAUUUUUGCGGAGUUCUUUAGUAAAACAAUUACAUACUUUACUGGUUGAUGUGGCAUCAGACAGCGAUUUCAAUUAUCAAGACGUGGAAGGAGCAUAUCUGGCAAAGGUUUGUUCACAAUUGUCUACUCUAACGAUUUGUCGUCUUCCAUUUAUUUUUUGUUCUCAUACUCGUAAUGGAUUAUCAACAAAUUCAUCAACACCACCAUUGAUGACUUUACCAAAUCUUUCCAAUACAACUCAUCUUCGAUCAUUAACCAUUGGUAUGAACACAUCACGCUUUCUAGAACGUUUACUUCUUUGUGUGCCAUUUAUUGAAAAUCUUUCUGUUGGUGUACAAGAUCCAGAGAAAUCUUGUCCAAUAUCAGUUAGUGGAGAAAAAUUAUUUCCACACGCUAACAAGCUAUUAAUCAUUGUUUGUGAGAGAGAAAGUUGUCUUGCAGAUCUCAGUAGUUGUAGAAGUUCGAUGUCAUUACUCGUUCCAUGGUCAUUGUUAAUAAAAAUUUCAAUUGACAAUUACGAUACAAUUAGUACAGCUCAGCUCGCAUCAAUGUUACAAUUACCUUAUAACAUACAAACAUUAGAAAUAGAUGAUGAUGAUGGUGUUUUGCCUCGUGGUUUACUACGUAACGAAGAUAAUCUCGGUACAAUUGUUAAUCGACAAAUACAAUCACUUCAUCUAUUCGAUUGGUCAUUGACAAUGCGUGAUGUACAAGAUUAUUGUACGCUACUCAUUAAUCAGUUACCUAAUUUGAAAGACAUUUUUUUCGUCGUCUACAAGUCAUUUGAUGGAUGGUAUUGGGAACGACCACGGAGUGUCGCUGAUCAGAAUGAAUCUUCAAAACACAUUGUUAAUCUUAUUCAUUUAAUUGUAAAUCAUUUGAAACAGCUUGUUUCACUUCGUAUAUGA